AUGACAAUAGUUAAUGUAACAGUAAAAUGGAAAAGUCAUGUUUACAACGAUCUACAACUAAACACAGGUGAAUCACUCAUGUCCUUCAAGGAGAAGUUGUGGAAACUCACAAACGUUCCUCCAGAAAAGCAAAAACUAAUGUACAAGGGACUUAUUAAAGAUGAUACAGAUCUGUCAACUCUAAACAUAAAAAAUAAUGACAAAAUUAUGCUAGUAGGAUCCUCCGAAACAUUAAUAGAAAGGCCUACGCAAGUAAUUUUUGUGGAAGAUUUAUCAAAAGAGGAUAAGGAAAAAUUACAUGCAAAAGAAAAUAUCAUUUUUGAAGAUCAAGGUAUUGUGAAUUUAGGAAAUACAUGUUAUUUUAAUGCCGUGUUGCAAUUUCUAACUUCUUUUGAUGAUUUAGGUGAAUUUCUUAGGAAUAUAAAAAGAAAAGAAAAACAUUCAUUAAAAUCUUCUAGUGACAUUUUAUUUGAUUCUUACAUUCAUUUUUCCCAAACCUUUGGAAAAUCUCCUGAACCGUUUGUCCCACUUGAAUUAUUAAAAUCUUUUAGGGAUGUAUUUCCAAAAUUUAAAACUGUGAAUUUAAAAACGAAGCAGUAUGCUCAGCAAGAUGCAGAAGAAUGCAUGAAUGCCAUUCUUACAUCACUCAAUGAACAAAAUGAAUUUAAAAUAAGUGACAAGUUGUUUUCAUUCAAAGUACUCAGCACUCUUAGGUGCAUAGAGGAUGUUGCGACUGACGGAGAUAAUAUAACAUGUAACAAUGCCACAAGUGCAAAUACACCACAAAAUACUGAAACAACAGAAGAAUUUCACAAUAAACUUAUUUGCUAUAUGGGAACUCAAAAUACCCCUGUCAAUCAUAUGCAUGAAGGAAUACGAUUGUCCUUAAUAGAAAAAAUUAGAAAGCAACGAUCUGAAGAUAAUAAGGAAGAUGCAUUGUUUGAAAAGAAAUCAGAACUUAUUUCUCUCCCCCCUUACCUAAUUGUUCAUUUUUUACGAUUCGAAUCAAAGAAAAUAUCGGAGCCAAAUAAUUCCGUCUCUGUAGUAACAGCUAAAAUUUGCAGAAAAGUAAGUUUCCCAGAAACGUUUGACAUUUAUGACUUCUGCUCUAGUGAUCUGAAAGCUCGGUUAAAUGUAGCUCGAAAUAUUAUCAUGAAAAGGAAAGAAGCCGAUUUAAUCGCUCGGAUGGGUAAUACUCAAGCCGUUGAAGAUUUUGCUGAAAAAAAUGUCUUAAACGAAGAAACUGCUAAAGGAAAUAAUCAGAGCAACCAAAGUAGCAACAUCGAAACUGCAAUCCAAAGUCAAAUCAAAGUUCCAAAGGAAGAAACGGGCGAGGAAGUAAUAGCUGAAAAUCAUACGAAUGCAGAGAAUGUAGAUGGGCGGGAUAAUAACCCUGUGGGGGAAGUAAACGAAAUACCCACAGGGGAAUAUGAAUUAAUUUCAAUAAUAACCCACAAAGGUAGAAAUGAAGAAAGUGGACAUUAUAUUGCUUGGAAAAAAAUGAGAAAAUAUGUAGGCACAGAUACCAAUACUGAUAAAGAACAAUUAAAUAAAAAAACAAAAAAUCCUAAUGAUUCACUAUGGUUUAAAAUGGAUGACGACAAAGUAAGUACUUAUAAAUAUUCUUCCCUUGAUUUAUGUGGAGGCUGUAGUGAUUAUAAUAUAGCUGUAUUAUUACUAUAUAAAAGGAAAACCUUAUCAUGUACACUAGCAGAGUUUGAAGAAUAUGGAAAAUGA
This is a messenger RNA of Plasmodium gonderi, 1737 nucleotides long. Its product is annotated as ubiquitin carboxyl-terminal hydrolase. The record is from RefSeq and is a predicted model, not a curated record. Gene Ontology annotation, molecular function: cysteine-type deubiquitinase activity; protein binding; proteasome binding. Lineage: Eukaryota; Apicomplexa; Aconoidasida; Haemosporida; Plasmodiidae. Bases 1 to 1737 code for a protein of 578 amino acids. The transcript is spliced from 2 exons. Gene Ontology annotation, biological process: proteasome-mediated ubiquitin-dependent protein catabolic process; protein deubiquitination; regulation of proteasomal protein catabolic process.